CAGAUACGCGGACCAGAAUUGAGAAGUACGGCCAUUUAACCAGCUCCCCUGUCCCUGCAUCGUGUUCACGGCGCUAACUGAAGCGUGCUUACUACUCAUACACAUGCAUGCUCCCAAAGGGUCGUACUGGAAUCGGUUGCGGUGGCUUCUGCGGUUUCAGAGCCCCGGGAUUCUCGAACUGCAUCCGUGGGGUCUCCUGGCUGCUCUACUGCGAUCUCCCAGUCGGCUGUUAGACGGCGUGACGGCCUCACAUCAUCGAUAUUUAGACCGCGCUGCGGCUGCAGUGACGCAGAACCCAGUGCUGUUCCCGAAUGGGUUUUUCUCGGAUGGGUGGGGAGAUCUCAACACCCCAAAACGAAUCCGAGAACUACUACAGAGUCGACGCAUGAGUGACGUUGUGUCACUAAGAGACGGAGAACCGAAUUGGAGCAGCGUCAGGAAGCUGUCGGUGGCUAAAGUGGCGUUGCGAGAGGGCAAAUUCAGCAGCUCAUUGGACAAUGCGCAACAGUUGCUACCCGCAGAGAGUCAGGACGCUUUUUGUGAACUAGUGACGCCGCUGGAGUGGGAACGAGAAGAUCAGCGUAUUCCACAAGGGAGACAGGACCGACCUCUUGUGGUGCUUCUACCGGGGACGGGGGAGCACGGAUUUCUACAUCGGAGAGCGUCCAUUGCUAUCCCACUAGCCAAAAGGGGAGUAGCCACUUUGAUUCUGGAAGGACCUUUUUACGGGAAGCGCAAACCAUCGAAACAGAAGGGAUCCAAGCUACGCAGGGUAAGCGACUUGCCCAUCCUAGGUCAAGCAACCAUCGAGGAGGCCAAGUCGUUGCUGGAACACUUUCGAGAUUGCCACGGGUACUCGCAAUUAGUAGUUGCAGGCAGUAGCAUGGGUGGACUACAUGCUGCUAUGGUCGCAUCAGUGUUUCCUGGAGAUGUGGGAGCUACGGCCUGGUUGGCGCCACCCUCCGCUGUGCCUGUGUUCGCAGAUGGAUUGCUGUCUGGAUCUUGCAACUGGCGAUCGCUAUACAAGCAGCACGAACUUCAAAUGCUUGAUAAAAUGCUGACCGGUCAUGCAGCUGCUGAAUCUUACGAAAAGCUGCUCGGUGCUGCAGUUGACGACGAAAAAGAACGAGCUGAAUGCUCUGAAUUGGAGCUGGAUCCGGUCCAAGAAGCCAAGAAGCGCAUGAGACUCUUCCUCUCGAUCACCGAUAUUGACAAUUUCUUACCUCCACGAAAAUCCGAUGCUGUUGUGUUCGUGUAUGGAACUGAAGACGAAUAUAUCGGCUUCACUGAACCGCAGUGGCAGCGUAUGCGUGAGCAGUGGAGACCAGCUCACAUUAGAACUAUCAAAACGGGUCAUGUCAGUGGGAUUUUACUGGAGCAAGAAGCCUACCGCAAGACGAUAUUGGAGGUUGUGGAUCUUUUGAAGAAGCGAGAGACAACAGCAGACCUAUCGUCAGGAAUCGCUGUUGGAUCUGCGUGA
Phytophthora infestans T30-4 is the source of this 1480-nucleotide messenger RNA. RefSeq lists its product as uncharacterized. The record is from RefSeq and is a predicted model, not a curated record. Lineage: Eukaryota; Oomycota; Peronosporomycetes; Peronosporales; Peronosporaceae. The transcript has 5 exons. Bases 104 to 1480 code for a protein of 458 amino acids.